Messenger RNA from Neopelma chrysocephalum (saffron-crested tyrant-manakin), 1274 nucleotides. It is a transcript of the gene IDH3B, whose product is annotated as isocitrate dehydrogenase 3 (NAD(+)) beta. Gene Ontology annotation, molecular function: NAD binding; magnesium ion binding; oxidoreductase activity, acting on the CH-OH group of donors, NAD or NADP as acceptor. The coding region runs from base 16 to 1164 and encodes 382 amino acids. The record is from RefSeq and is a predicted model, not a curated record. The transcript has 12 exons. Gene Ontology annotation, biological process: isocitrate metabolic process; tricarboxylic acid cycle. NCBI's taxonomy places the organism in Eukaryota, Metazoa, Chordata, Aves, Passeriformes, Pipridae. Gene Ontology annotation, cellular component: mitochondrion.
UUGUGGGCCGCAAAGAUGGCGGCGCUGGGCGCGAGCCGGGCGGCGGCGGGCCUCCUGCGUGCCCAGAGCCUCGGGGGGUGGAGGGGCCUGAGAACCACGGCCGCCCUCACACAGAUGCCCCAGGCCAAGUCCCAGAAUGCCAAGGCCGAGGGCACGUUCCAGGUGACGAUGCUCCCGGGGGAUGGAGUGGGCCCGGAGCUCAUGCACGCCGUCAAGGAGGUGUUCAAGGCUGCCCAGGUGCCCGUGGUGUUCGACGAGCACCACCUGAGCGAGGUGCAGAACACGGCGUCCGAGGAGAAGCUGGACCGCGUCGUGGACUCCAUGAAGGAGAGCAAGGUGGCCCUCAUAGGGAAGAUCCACACGCCCAUGGAGUACAAGGGAGACCUGGCGUCCUAUGACAUGAGGCUCAGGCGGAAGCUGGACCUGUUUGCCAACGUGGUGCACGUGAAGAGCCUGCCCGGGUACCAGACCCGGCACAACAACCUGGACCUGGUGAUCAUCCGCGAGCAGACCGAGGGCGAGUACAGCUCCCUGGAGCACGAGAGUGUGAAGGGGGUGAUCGAGUGCCUGAAGAUCAUCACCCGCGCCAAGUCCCAGCGCAUCGCCAAGUUCGCCUUCGACUACGCCACCAAGAAGGGCCGGGCCAAGGUCACAGCCGUGCACAAGGCCAACAUCAUGAAGCUGGGGGAUGGGCUGUUCCUGCAGUGCUGUAAGGAGGUGGCAGAGCUGUACCCCAAGAUCAAGUUCGACACCAUGAUCAUUGACAACUGCUGCAUGCAGCUGGUGCAGAACCCGUACCAGUUCGACGUGCUGGUGAUGCCCAACCUGUACGGGAACAUCGUGGACAACCUGGCGGCGGGGCUGGUGGGCGGCGCGGGCGUCGUGCCCGGGGAGAGCUACAGCGCCGAGUACGCCGUGUUCGAGCUGGGCGCCCGGCACCCCUUCGCCCAGGCUGUGGGCAGGAACAUCGCCAACCCCACGGCCAUGCUGCUGUCGGCCUCCAACAUGCUGAGGCACCUCAACCUGGAACACCACUCCAACCUGAUCUCGGACGCGGUGAAGAAGGUGAUCAAAGGCGGCAAAGUGCGCACGGCGGACAUGGGGGGCUACUCCACCUCCCUGGAUUUCACCCAGGCCGUGAUAGCUGCCCUGGAGGGGCACUGAUAGCUGCCCUGGAGGGGUAGUGCCCGGGGUGGGACCCCUCCCGGCUCCUGCCCUGCCCUGCCCACCCGGUAAAUCACUCCUUCCCUCCAAUAAAGUGGCCUCAGGCCUGA